CGUCACUAAUCUCAAAGUGGGCCACACUCAGCGAUAGCAACAACAACAGGCGGCGAGGCGAAUUCCAAUAUCAGCUUCCUCGACGCCUCCCCCCUCCCACGCCUCUCUAGACCAUGUGACUAGCCAUUAGGAUGCGGCAUGCCACUCCGCUUCACUCUCACGAGCGCGGCCUUGACCGCCCAGUUGCCCGCGCCAACAGCAGUAUGGAGCUGCCAUCGCUUCUUCCACGCCUCCCCGCGCGCCCUCCGCCUUGAGACCAACGCCGGCAGCAGCGCCAACCACUAUGAAACCCUCAACGUCCACCCGACCGCCUCCCCAGCCGAGAUCAAAAAAUCCUUCUACCACCUCUCCAAACGCCACCACCCCGACCACAACCCGUCGGACCCUCACGCACCCACCCGCUUCAUGCGCAUAAGCGAAGCCUACGCGGUCCUCAGCCACGCGGACAAGCGCGCCCGCUACGACCGGCACCACGGCCACCACCACCACCCCCACCAAAACCGCCCCCCCGCGGCGGGGGCGUCCUACCACAGCACGGGCCCGGCCGGCGGGCGCCCGGCGUCCGGCCUGGGCCGCCGCCGCGGCACCUACCAGGGCCCGCCGCCCAGCUUCUACCGCAGCGGCGGGUGGGGCGCGCACGGCGCCAAGCGGCGCGCGGCGCACGAGGAGAGCACCGGGGGCGCGGGGUCCGGGUUUGGCACCGAUGCGCAUCCGCACCGGUAUUCCGGAGCCGGGGCCGGUUCGGGGGCUGGGACUGGGACAGGGCCGGGGACGGGGGGCGGGUCGGGGGUCGGAGCGGGGCCACCGCCGCCGCCGCCGCCGCCGCCUCCACCGGGUGGUAGUAGUGGUGGUGGUGGUGGUGGCGGAUUCGGGUUUGGUGGGACGGGCGGGAUGGGCCCGGGGCAGGACCCGUACGGGCACCGGGACGACGUGCCGCACUUUGACCACGAGGCGCACGAGCGGGCGCAGCGGCGCGGGGACGAGCGGCGGGCGCACCGGCGGGCGGCGCGGCAGGGGGUGAAUAUCGACCAGCCCGAGUCGGCGACGACGGUGAGCUUCCUCGGGGCGGCGGCGAUCCUGGCGAUCGUGGUGUCGGGGCCGUUUCUGAUCUCGGGGGUGAGGGAUUGGAUGACUGCGGGUGGGAGUGGGAAUAGCUCGUCGAAAGGCGGAGAGAAGGAGAAGGCGAAGGGGAAUAAUAGCAAGGACAAUUUGAAAUGCAAGGAAGGUGGGGGGAGGUGAUGUAUCGAUAUUACACCGAGUUGUACAACCACCAUGCAUGCAUUUACAAGAUCACCCACUUACGCCGCGGAG
Molecule: messenger RNA, 1311 nt
Organism: Chaetomium fimeti
Lineage: Eukaryota; Fungi; Ascomycota; Sordariomycetes; Sordariales; Chaetomiaceae
Exons: 2
Coding region: 139-1239 (366 amino acids)
Source: RefSeq, a predicted model, not a curated record